CUUUCACUCGCUCCUCUCCCUGGCUACGCCUCUAGUUUAUUGGUAUACUCCUCUCGCCGGGAUCCAGAACCCUAAUUUUUGAAAAGCGGAGGAGCGAAGAUGAGAGAGAUCCUUCACAUCCAAGGCGGGCAGUGCGGGAACCAGAUCGGGGCCAAGUUUUGGGAGGUAAUCUGCGACGAACACGGCAUCGACGGCACUGGGAAGUACACCGGCGAUUCGGACCUCCAGCUCGAGAGGAUCAACGUCUAUUACAAUGAGGCCAGCGGUGGGCGCUACGUCCCUCGCGCGGUGCUCAUGGAUCUUGAGCCCGGAACUAUGGAUUCCGUCCGAUCUGGGCCCUUUGGCCAGGUUUUUAGACCGGAUAACUUCGUCUUCGGCCAGUCCGGUGCUGGUAACAAUUGGGCCAAAGGGCAUUACACGGAGGGUGCUGAGCUCAUUGACUCGGUGCUUGAUGUGGUUAGGAAGGAGGCAGAGAACUGCGACUGCUUGCAGGGGUUCCAAGUGUGCCAUUCUUUGGGAGGAGGUACUGGGUCAGGCAUGGGGACCCUUCUCAUCUCAAAGAUCAGGGAGGAAUAUCCUGAUAGAAUGAUGCUUACCUUCUCAGUGUUCCCCUCUCCCAAGGUGUCUGAUACAGUUGUCGAGCCAUACAAUGCUACACUGUCAGUUCAUCAACUUGUUGAGAAUGCUGACGAAUGUAUGGUACUUGACAACGAAGCACUGUAUGAUAUCUGUUUCCGCACCUUGAAGCUUUCAAAUCCUACUUUUGGUGAUCUCAAUCACUUAAUCUCUGCUACAAUGAGCGGUGUCACUUGCUGUCUUCGCUUCCCUGGACAGCUUAAUUCUGACCUUCGGAAGCUUGCAGUCAACCUCAUCCCUUUUCCCCGUCUCCACUUUUUCAUGGUAGGAUUUGCACCUCUCACAUCAAGGGGUUCGCAACAAUAUCGGGCUCUCACUGUUCCUGAAUUAACCCAACAAAUGUGGGAUGCCAAGAAUAUGAUGUGUGCUGCUGAUCCUCGCCAUGGCCGAUACUUGACCGCUUCAGCCAUGUUCCGUGGGAAGAUGAGCACUAAGGAAGUUGACGAGCAAAUGCUCAAUGUGCAGAACAAGAAUUCAUCCUACUUUGUGGAGUGGAUACCAAACAACGUGAAGUCCAGUGUGUGUGAUAUUCCACCCAAGGGACUCAAGAUGGCAUCUACUUUCAUUGGCAACUCGACCUCCAUCCAAGAAAUGUUCAGGAGGGUUAGCGAACAAUUCACAGCCAUGUUCAGGAGGAAAGCUUUCUUGCAUUGGUACACUGGAGAAGGUAUGGACGAGAUGGAGUUCACGGAGGCUGAGAGCAACAUGAAUGAUCUGGUGGCUGAGUACCAGCAGUAUCAAGAUGCAACUGCAGAGGAUGAAGAGUACGAGGAAGGGGAAGGCGAGGAGGUGCUGGAAGGCUGAGUAAUCCUCCCCUAUAUUAUUAAAAAAUUGUUUGCCUUGUUUGCUUGGCUUGCGAGGGAUUUGGUUUCUACUGUUAGAUAUAUGCUUCUAUGCUUGUUGAGAUUGAAUUAAUUGUGAUGUUGAGACUUCUGGAUUCUUGACUCUGGCCAUGAAUCCACUUUGAUGCCUUGUUUGCUUGGCUUGCGAGGGAUUUGGUUUCUACUGUUAGAUAUAUGCUUCUAUGUUUGUUGAGAUUGAAUUGAUUGUGAUGUUGAGACUUC
Messenger RNA from Zingiber officinale, 1700 nucleotides. RefSeq names its product tubulin beta chain-like. The transcript is spliced from 3 exons. The record is from RefSeq and is a predicted model, not a curated record. The coding region runs from base 100 to 1440 and encodes 446 amino acids. Gene Ontology annotation, molecular function: GTPase activity; structural constituent of cytoskeleton; GTP binding. Gene Ontology annotation, cellular component: cytoplasm; microtubule. Gene Ontology annotation, biological process: microtubule cytoskeleton organization; mitotic cell cycle. Lineage: Eukaryota; Viridiplantae; Streptophyta; Magnoliopsida; Zingiberales; Zingiberaceae.